This is a messenger RNA of Eublepharis macularius, 1258 nucleotides long. It is a transcript of the gene AQP10, whose product is annotated as aquaporin 10. Gene Ontology annotation, cellular component: basolateral plasma membrane; plasma membrane. Gene Ontology annotation, molecular function: water channel activity; glycerol channel activity; urea transmembrane transporter activity. Bases 12 to 998 code for a protein of 328 amino acids. Lineage: Eukaryota; Metazoa; Chordata; Lepidosauria; Squamata; Eublepharidae. The record is from RefSeq and is a predicted model, not a curated record. Gene Ontology annotation, biological process: water transport; glycerol transmembrane transport. The transcript has 6 exons.
CCCGCUUGGCAAUGAUUUACGCCCGCUUCUUGGCCAAGGCACAGGGCUGCCUCCGUCUUCGCAGCCUCCUGGUUCGGCAGUGUCUAGCGGAACUCCUGGGGGUCUUUGUCCUGAUUAUGAUAACCAUCAGCGCUUCGGCACAGACUGUCACCAGCGAGGGGAAGAAGGGUGGCUAUAUCAGCUCGGCCCUGGCCAGCGGUGUCAGCGUGAUGGUAGCUAUUCACAUUUCAGGCGGCGUGUCAGGAGGGCAUCUGAACCCCGCUUUCUCCCUAUGCAUGUGCCUGCUUAACCAGUGUCCAUGGUGGAAACUGCCCGUUUACUCCGUUUUUCAGAUCCUGGGGGCUUUUUUGGGUUCAGCCACGGUCUACGCCCUAUACUAUGAUGCCAUCCACCACUAUAGCAAUGGGACCCUGACAGUCACUGGCCCUCGGGAAACUGCUUCCAUCUUUGCCACUUAUCCGGCUCCCUACCUAUCCCUGCGCAACGGCUUCUUGGACCAGGUGCUGGGAACUGGGAUCCUUGUGGUGAGCAUUCUAGCGCUCAUUGAUUCCCGAAACAAGAGCAUGGCCAAAGGGAUGGAGCCGCUGGGCGUGGGCCUGCUGGUCCUCUCGCUCAGCCUCGCCAUGGGGGCCAACUGCAGCUGUGCCAUCAACCCCGCCAGGGACUUGGGCCCCCGGCUCUUUACCUACGUGGCUGGAUGGGGCCCUCAAGUUUUCAGUGCUGGAAACUAUUGGUGGUGGGUUCCAAUCGUGGCACCGAUGGUGGGCUCAGCCACCGGCACUGCUGUGUACCAGCUCUGUGUGGCAUUCCAUCACCCCCCAGAUGAGGACGACGCGUUCUCUCUGCCUGCCACAGAGAAGGACCACCGGGGGACAGAAAAGGAUAUUGACAUUCCGAUUUUUGCUGUGAACAAGUAUGUGGACACGUGGAUGGAAGGGAACUCCGUGGUCGUCCCAGCCACAGAACAUGUCAAAAGGGAAACUGCACCUUCACCCUAAAGCCUGAGAAAUUAUGGACUUCCCCACCCCUGUCUCAUAUAUUGGGUUGGAUCCGGCCAGAUUUUUAAAAAACUGAGUCUCAUUCAAUCCCCUUCCUUUCUACAGCCCCACAUGCCUUGUGGCUUGUACCUGCAGGCUUCUUGAUUCUUAGCACAGCGUUUUUUGAUAGUGGGACUUUCCCUUCCUUUUUCAUUAAGCAAAAACAGCAGGGAGAAACCCAGAUAGUGAUGGCUAGAAACAACAAGUCCGGGAAUGAACCG